This is a messenger RNA of Nematolebias whitei (Rio pearlfish), 416 nucleotides long. Its product is annotated as sodium/hydrogen exchanger 3. Lineage: Eukaryota; Metazoa; Chordata; Actinopteri; Cyprinodontiformes; Rivulidae. The record is from RefSeq and is a predicted model, not a curated record. Gene Ontology annotation, biological process: proton transmembrane transport; regulation of pH; sodium ion transport. Gene Ontology annotation, cellular component: brush border membrane; apical plasma membrane. Gene Ontology annotation, molecular function: sodium:proton antiporter activity.
GGCAGAGCUUCACCUGCCGUAGAAAACUGGAUCCUGGACUGAGAGCAGAGCAGUCUGAGGACCAUCAUGGUCAGGGGACACCUGGACGUAAGGAACAAAGACACCUGAGGGAGCGGAAUGAGAAUCUGAGAGCGCCGACAGCUGAAAUCAAACCUUUGGACCAAACAUGGCGGCAGCUUCAGUUCUUCUUCUCUGCGCUCUGCUGAUGUUCUCUGGAGGCCCGAGUCUGGCCAACGUGGCUCCAGUACCGGUGGCCCCGGCUGAGACCUCGAGCGCUGCCAACGAGACGGGGAGCGGCUCGGGCCACGGAGCAGCAGCGAUCACCACGCUGCCCAUCGUGACGUGGAAGUGGCACCACGUCCAAGAACCGUACCUGGUGGCCCUGUGGGUCCUGGUCUGCUGGCUCUGCAAACUCC